Molecule: messenger RNA, 4145 nt
Organism: Drosophila innubila
Lineage: Eukaryota; Metazoa; Arthropoda; Insecta; Diptera; Drosophilidae
Gene: eIF5B
Product: eukaryotic translation initiation factor 5B
Exons: 9
Coding region: 298-3810 (1170 amino acids)
Molecular function (GO): GTPase activity; GTP binding; translation initiation factor activity
Source: RefSeq, a predicted model, not a curated record
CAGGUGCAUCGUAUUCGCUAACCGAAUCGGCGAAACGUGCGAAAAUUUAUACAUUUUAACCCAUUCUUGUUGAAUACAAACAGGCAAGUUGUUAACCCGCAACAAGGAAACCAAAGUGCUGCCGCUUAAAAGGGAUCAGCUAGCAGCCGCGUCGUUAUUUGCAUACCUAGUUGUUGGAAGGGAAGAGAUAGAGUCUCCUCGUUUCCUAUCCGUCGCGUGUACACUUUUAGCAGUGAAUUACUUUCGGAGUUUCGUGGGUGUUCCAAGAAGAAGCGUGUUGAGACUGCGUCAGGAAAGAUGGUUAAAGCUAAAAAGGGCAAGAAAGAGAUACUGACCACUGUCGAGGGUGGCUCGUCGGCUGACGAAAUUGAAACCAAUCCUGUCAUUGACUCGGAGGAGAAACUGAGCACAAACAACAAGAAGAAUCAGCAGAAGGGCAAGAAGAAGAACAAGAAUGCCGCAGCUGAUUCGGAUGAAGGCAGCGAUAAUGAUGCUCAGAUUGAGACCAUAACAAAGGGUGUCAAAAAGAUGAAUGUCAAAGGCAAAGGUAAGGCCAAGGCAAAGAAUGUCGACGAUGAAUCCGAUGAAGAGUCAAGUCAAGCCAAAUCAGCUAAGAAGUCAGCAUUUAAUCUCUUGGAUGACGAUGACGACGAUGAGGAUGAAACGCCGGCGCGUCAAAUCUCUUCCGAUGAUGAGGAGGUGACGGCGAAGACACAGAAAAAGAACGAGAAGAAAGGUAAAAAGUCCAAGCGCAAGGGCAAAGGCGAUGACGACGAAGAUCUGGACCAGAUGCUGGCAGAACUGCAGGCGGAGUACGCUGGCGAGGCACCGCAAGCAGCUACCGUUGUAUCCCCCGAGCAACUGGCCGAUGAGUUUUCCAAAAAGUCCAAGUCGAAAAACAAGAAACAACAACCACAAGCGGUGACUGUCGAGGAUGCCGCUCCUGAAGACGAUGACAAUGAGAAUGAUGAUGCUGGUGGCAUGAAGACAGCAGCACAAAAGAAAAAGGAGAAGAAGGAGAGACAAAAACGAGAGGCUGCGCAGGCCAAGCAACGGGCAGCACUUGAACCUAAGCAAAAGCCAACACCUGUGCAGGCACCUGCACCAGAACCUGAACCCGAACCUGAACCGGUUUCAGAGGAUGUGACUCGGCCAGAAGCUGAGGCGGAGGAAGCUGACGAUGGAGGCAAGGCUGGCAAGAAUAAGAAAAAGGGCAAGAAAGAUAAAAAGGCCGAGGCCGAGGAGGAGAAGGAUAAAAAGGACACCAAAAAGAAAGGAAUGUCCGCAGCAAUGGUAGCCGCCAUGCAGGAGCAGCUCAAGAAGCGCAAAGAGGAAGAGGAGCGUCUGGCCAAAGAAGAGGAGGAGCGCCUUCGCCUUGAGGAUGAGCGUGAAGAGGCGCGCUUAGAGGCAGUGCGUUUGGAAGCAGAACGCAAGGAGAAAAAGAAACAAAAGGAGGCUGAGCGAAAGGCUCGCCUUAAGGCUGAAGGCAAAUUGCUGACCAAAAAGCAAAAGGAAGAUCGUGCCCGUGCCCAGGCGCUGCUCGAAUCGCUUAAAGCGCAGGGACUCGAAUUACCCGAUCCUAACGACAGACGUGCAGCCAGGCCAGGAACCCGCAUAAGGCCAAACAAGAAGAAGGGUCCUAAGGAAGAGCCCACCGAAGAAGAAGCCCAGGCGGCGGCCAAGGAAGCGGCCGAAGCAGCAGCAGCUGCUGCUGCAUCUGAUCAAGCGCCCAAGGAAGUCGUUAAGGAGAGUUGGGAUGUCAGUGACAGUGAGCCAGAGCCAGAGGAGGAAUCCUCUCAGGCAACCAACACAACAAACAACAAUGGCAAAAAUGAGGCAGCAGAUGAAGAAGAGACCGAUGAAGACGACGACGACGAUAGCGACGAUGAAAGCGAUGACUCAGACGAGGAAAGCGAUGUGUCCGAAAAAGAAGACACUACGGCCAAUGAUCCCGAAUCGCGUCGCUUACGCGCUGAGGCACGCAUUAUUAAACGCCAAGCAGAGGCUGAGAAGAAGCGAACUACAGAUGAGCUGCGUGCCGGUGUUGUUUGUGUUCUCGGCCAUGUGGACACGGGUAAAACGAAGAUCUUGGACAAACUGCGACGCACACAUGUGCAGGAUUCGGAGGCGGGCGGCAUUACUCAACAGAUUGGUGCCACCAAUGUGCCCAUCGAUGCCAUCAAGGAACAAACGAAAUAUGUGAAAAAUGGUGCCAGCUUCGUGCAUCGUCUUCCCGGACUGCUGAUCAUUGAUACACCCGGCCACGAAUCGUUUAGUAAUCUGCGCAAUCGCGGUUCCUCUCUCUGUGAUAUUGCAAUUCUGGUUGUGGACAUUAUGCACGGUCUUGAGCCGCAGACCAUUGAAUCCAUACAGCUGUUGAAAAAGAAGAAAUGUCCAUUCAUUGUGGCCCUGAACAAGAUUGAUCGUCUGUAUGACUGGCAAGUUCUGCCUCGCCGUGAUGUCCGCGACGUGAUCAAGGAGCAGCAGAGCAACACUCAAUUGGAGUUCCAGCAGCGCACUAAGGAUGUUAUCCUACAAUUUGCCGAGCAGGGUCUGAACGCAGCUCUGUUUUAUGAAAACACAGAUCCCAAGACUUAUAUCUCCCUUGUGCCCACUAGCGCCAUCACUGGCGAAGGAAUGGGAAAUUUGCUAUUUAUGAUUACGGACUUUUGUCAAAAUAUGCUGGCCAAGCGUCUCAUGUACUCAGAGGAGCUGCAGGCCACGGUGCUGGAAGUGAAAGCUAUUCCCGGCCUGGGCACCACCAUCGAUGCCAUUCUGAUCAACGGCAAAUUGCGUGAGGGUCAAACAAUGAUUUUGGCUGGCACAGAUGGGCCAAUAACCACACAGAUUCGUUCGCUCCUGAUGCCACAGCCUAUGAAGGAGCUGCGGGUGAAGAACGCCUAUGUCGAGUACAAGGAAGUGAAGGCGGCUCAAGGUGUUAAAAUCGCUGCCAAGGAUCUGGAGAAAGCCAUUGCUGGCAUCAAUCUGCUAAUUGCGCACAAACCCGACGAAGUCGAAAUAUGCAAAGAGGAAGUUGCCCGCGAACUGAAGAGCGCCCUGAGUCACAUCAAGUUGGCUCAGUCAGGCGUCUAUGUGCAGGCCUCUACUUUGGGUUCACUGGAAGCUUUGCUUGAGUUUCUGCGCACUUCCAAGAUUCCGUACUCCGCCAUUCGCAUCGGUCCCGUAGUCAAGCGUGAUGUGAUGAAGGCUUCAACUAUGCUAGAACAUGAAGCACAAUAUGCAACAAUCUUGGCAUUCGAUGUGAAAGUGGAGCGAGAGGCUCAGGAAAUGGCAGAUUCGUUGGGUGUUAAAAUCUUCCAAGCGGACAUUAUCUAUCAUCUGUUUGACAAGUUCACCGCCUUCCGUGAGGAGUUAAAGCAGAAGAAACGCGAAGAGUUCCGAUCGAUAGCUGUAUUUCCAUGCAAAUUAAAGAUACUGCCACAAUUCAUAUUCAACAGCCGCGAUCCGAUUGUCAUGGGCGUUAUGGUAGAAAAUGGCAUAGUUAAAGUGGGAACGCCAAUCUGUGUGCCCAGCAAAGAGUUUGUGGACAUUGGCAUAGUCACCUCUAUUGAAUCGAAUCACAAGAAUAUUGAAUUCGCGCGCAAAGGUCAAGAGAUUUGUAUUAAAAUAGAACCGAUUCCCGGGGAAUCACCCAAAAUGUUUGGACGUCACUUUGAGGCCGAUGAUAUGCUGGUUAGCAAGAUAUCACGCCAGAGCAUUGAUGCUUGCAAGGACUAUUUCCGUGAUGAUUUAAUAAAGGCCGAUUGGGCGUUGAUGGUCGAGCUGAAGAAGCUCUUUGAGAUUCUCUAAACAUCACGUACAACAACAAGCAACAACAACAAAAAUAUCUGUAACUGCAACUGCAACUGCAACAACAAGAAGAACCGCAAUUAUGUACUUGUAACCCAACUCAACUACAGACUGCUUGAAGAUUUUACUUUGUGCGGUAUUUUUUGUAGGUUUUAUGUAGUUUUAUGGUUUGUUGUCUCGCUUACAAUGUGUGCUUAAAAGGUUUUAAAUCAAAUUUGUAAAUGCUUUUUGCACAACAGCAAACAACAAUUUUUUGCCUGCGAUUUUUUGUUACGCCUGAAUAAAGAAAAAGAAAAUAAAAAGUUGUAAAAAAAAAAUGUGAAGAAGAAACUACA